AAGGCUUCUUUGUAAUUUAAUAUCCAUUUUAUACACAAGGACAGCAAACAUGGGCUGUGGACAUUCAACAACAGCUCAGCUGCAGAAACAACCUGUCUUUGAAUCUAAUGAAGCUGCUCAAUGUGUUUACAGGAUCCCUGCUCUUCUGUAUGAGAAAGAAAGUAAAACUUUAUUUGCCUUUGCAGAGCAGAGGAAGACUUCAAAGGAUGAAAGUGCGGAAAAGCUGGUUAUGAGAACAGGAAAGAUCAAGGAGGGAUGCUGUAAGAAGACGGUUGAGUGGUCAGAGCUCAAAGAGGUGGAAAAGGCACUUAUUAAAAGACACCGUCCAAUGAACCCCUGCCCGGUGAUAUCGUAUGACAAAGCCAACAAAGCCAACAACAAACUUUUCCUGUUUUUCAUCUGUGUUGAAGACGGUAUCACUGAAAUGUACCAAAGAAAAUGCUAUGACAACAGGACCCGUCUCUGCUACAUCACAAGUGAGGAUCUCGGAGAAACCUGGAGCGAUGUGACCGAUUUGACGUACGAACUGAGUGAAAUAAAAAACUGGUCCACAUUUGCUGUUGGGCCAGGCCAUGGGAUUCAAACAGAGAGUGGUAGACUGAUUAUCCCAGUUUAUGCUUAUUGCACAAGUACUUGCCUCUUGCAUUGCUGUUGUAAACCAGUUGCAUGUUUGUUCGGUUGCUGUUGUAAAUCGUAUGCACUCUCACUGUAUAGUGAUAAUCAUGGUGAAAACUGGAAAUUUGGUGAACUGUUUAAUACGGUAUCAGUUGAGUGUGAAAUGGCUGAA
Neolamprologus brichardi is the source of this 787-nucleotide messenger RNA. RefSeq names its product sialidase-3-like. The record is from RefSeq and is a predicted model, not a curated record. NCBI's taxonomy places the organism in Eukaryota, Metazoa, Chordata, Actinopteri, Cichliformes, Cichlidae. Gene Ontology annotation, molecular function: exo-alpha-sialidase activity. Gene Ontology annotation, biological process: ganglioside catabolic process; oligosaccharide catabolic process. Gene Ontology annotation, cellular component: intracellular membrane-bounded organelle; cytoplasm; membrane.